Messenger RNA from Dermacentor silvarum, 1440 nucleotides. Its product is annotated as forkhead box protein G1-like. Gene Ontology annotation, biological process: regulation of DNA-templated transcription. The coding region runs from base 1 to 1122 and encodes 373 amino acids. Gene Ontology annotation, molecular function: sequence-specific DNA binding; DNA-binding transcription factor activity. The record is from RefSeq and is a predicted model, not a curated record. The transcript has 8 exons. Lineage: Eukaryota; Metazoa; Arthropoda; Arachnida; Ixodida; Ixodidae.
AUGGUUUCUGACUUCGCCUACCUGGUGGAGCCAGGAGGUUUUGGCGGGAGCCGGAGUUCUGGUGUACCCAACAUCGGAGAGAGCGAGUCGACCGUCGACCUGCAGGCCGAAAUGUAUGUCUCGAAUAUCCUGCCGGACGAGGCGACUAUUGUUUACCCGGAGCGAGGCUGCGUGCUGGCAGCGUUGUGCAGCGACCACUCGUAUGCAAGCUGGGAGGACCCGCCCACCCCACCACCGCAACUACGCCGCGGAGGCCGCGCUCACCCACCCGACGAGCGAGUCGUGUGCAAGCCCCAAUCGGGCCGUUGGUCCUCGCUGCUGCCCGUGGGCACGGUGGUGCGCAGACCCUCGGUCAAGCUGGUCCAGCUCGUCGCGCAGGCCAUACACGAGAGCCCGCACCGGGUACUGCGAGUCACGCAAGUCUAUGCCGCACUGCAGAACAGAUACCCUUACUACAGGCUCCUGGACACGAAGAGCAUCCGCAGCUGGAAGAGCUCGGUGCGUAACACGCUCCUCCGAAAGUGGUUCAUGAAGCUCCGCCCCACGUCCGGAAUGUGCGAGACGGUUCGGCCAGGGAAUUUCUUCUGGGGCCUCAACUACAGUAAAAGCCCACGUGACUGGCAGAUGCCCGGAGGACUGCCGUGGCUGUUCCUGCCGACCGACGACGAAGGUGAGCAGCGAGGCGACGAGGCGUCCACGCUCUCGUCGGGCCUACACGUGAACACCGAGCAACCGAGCAAGACGACGGCUACAUUGAUGCCGUCGGCCUUCCGCCUCGAACUGGAGUACACGCUUUUCGCGCCUCCAGAACCCCAGUCACCGGGUGACAAGCACAAACUGUCCACCCUCCAGUGCAGCGAGCUCGCGCCGGUGACGUCGGCUGCGCAGUCGGAGGACGACCUGGUCUCCGUGGGCAGCCCUCCUUCCUCGCUUCCCCACAUCGCGCCGGCGGACUUGUGGAAGUCCCCGAGCAUGAAUCCGGUCGGCUGGCCGGCGCCGGGGAGAGCGGAGGAGCAGGCCUGGCAGCAGCCAAGUGUCAGCGCCUGUGCCGCGCCACCCAGCCUGUGGGACGGCAUGUACUUCCAACCGGAGGCCUUACUGCGACCGAUGCCACACGAGUAGGCCGGCCGCCUGGGUAACAUCCUCGGAGGCUAGUGACUGCUAUCGGCCGACGACCAGUGCUUCGCCUUCGUGAAUGUUUCGUGGGGCCUGUGGAAUAACUUUACCCGGCUUGGUUUUGUAAGGAGGAGCGUCGAGUCACGCGCCAGUGGUGAGCGACGGCGCAUUGUGGCGCUCGUGGUGGCACCACCGUCCACGCCACUCCCCACCCAGGUCGACAUCGGCGGGCUUCUGUCCUCGGGUGAGGCCGACCGACGCUUCACCGGCAGUGAAGAGUGAUGGUCGUUCACCGUGGAAUCAUACUCACAAGGCAGAGUUGAU